AUGAUUUGGAACAACACCACUAUGGACGGGGAAGGGUUGCUUGUGAAAAGGGAUUCCUGCUUUCGAAUCCUCACCGGCUGCUUCCUCUCCUUGCUGAUCCUUUCCACCCUCCUGGGCAACACGCUGGUCUGUGCCGCCGUCAUCAGAUUUCGCCACUUGAGGUCCAAGGUGACCAACUUCUUUGUGAUCUCUUUGGCAGUCUCAGACCUUUUAGUAGCAGUCUUGGUCAUGCCCUGGAAAGCUGUGGCAGAGAUUGCUGGAUUCUGGCCUUUUGGAUCGUUCUGUAACAUCUGGGUGGCAUUUGACAUCAUGUGCUCCACAGCCUCAAUCUUAAAUCUGUGUGUCAUUAGUGUGGACAGAUAUUGGGCCAUCUCCAGCCCAUUUAGGUAUGAGCGGAAAAUGACCCCCAGGGCAGCCUUUGUCAUGAUCAGUGUGGCAUGGACCUUGUCUGUGUUGAUUUCCUUCAUCCCUGUGCAGCUGAACUGGCACAAGGCUAAAACCACCAGCUUUCUAGACCUCAAUGCCAGUUUCCAAGGAGUAGCCUUGGACAAUUGUGAUUCUAGUCUAAACAGGAUGUAUGCCAUUUCUUCCUCACUCAUUAGCUUUUACAUCCCAGUAGCCAUCAUGAUAGUCACUUAUACGAGGAUAUACAGGAUUGCUCAGAAACAAAUCAGACGCAUUUCAGCCUUGGAGCGAGCCGCGGUCCACGCUAAGAACUGCCAGACCCCUGCCGGCAAUGGAAGCAGUCUGGAUUGCCAGCAGCCAGAAAGUUCCUUCAAAAUGUCCUUCAAGAGAGAAACGAAAGUCUUAAAGACUUUGUCGGUGAUCAUGGGGGUCUUUGUAUGCUGCUGGUUGCCCUUUUUCAUCCUGAACUGCAUGGUGCCCUUCUGUGAUCCCAGCAUUCCAUCGAGGGGAGUGGAGCCAUUUUGCAUUAGUUCUGCCACUUUUGAUGUUUUCGUUUGGUUUGGAUGGGCCAAUUCUUCGCUGAACCCCAUCAUUUAUGCCUUCAAUGCAGAUUUCCGCAAGGCGUUUUCCACUCUCCUGGGAUGCUACAGACUCUGUCCUGCUUCCAUUAAUGCUAUAGAGACAGUCAGUAUUAACAACAAUGGGGGCAUAGCCUUUUCCAGUCAGCUUGAGCCCAGAGGGUCCAGCCCCAAAGAGUGCAACUUGGUCUAUCUGAUCCCCCAUUCUGUGAUUUGCCCAGAAGAGGAUGACAUUGUGAAAAAUGAAGAGGAGGGGGAACUGUGUAAAACACUGGAGAAAAUGUCUCCAGCUCUAUCAGGUAUCUUGGAUUUUGAGGGUGAAGUAUCUUUGGAGAAGAUCCGCCCCAUCACGCAAAAUGGACAACAUAAAACCUGAGGUGUAAAGUCAGCCCAUCAAAAUGUAAAGGUACCAGAAAGGUUUUCUAGGUGUGUGUGCAUGCGUGCGUGCGUGUGCUUUAAUAUAAGAAAAUGUGCUAUUGUGAGAGUUAAAGCCAUCACUCAAAAGCCUGGGACUCAAGUAGCUGUUGCUUGACAGGAGCAUACCAUUCA
This is a messenger RNA of Varanus komodoensis (Komodo dragon), 1532 nucleotides long. It is a transcript of the gene DRD1, whose product is annotated as dopamine receptor D1. The transcript has a single exon. Gene Ontology annotation, biological process: G protein-coupled dopamine receptor signaling pathway; adenylate cyclase-activating adrenergic receptor signaling pathway; vasodilation. Gene Ontology annotation, cellular component: plasma membrane. The record is from RefSeq and is a predicted model, not a curated record. NCBI's taxonomy places the organism in Eukaryota, Metazoa, Chordata, Lepidosauria, Squamata, Varanidae. Gene Ontology annotation, molecular function: dopamine neurotransmitter receptor activity, coupled via Gs; G protein-coupled receptor activity. Bases 1 to 1359 code for a protein of 452 amino acids.